Vanessa atalanta (red admiral) is the source of this 1526-nucleotide messenger RNA. RefSeq names its product D-aspartate oxidase (gene Daao1). Gene Ontology annotation, molecular function: FAD binding; D-amino-acid oxidase activity. The transcript is spliced from 2 exons. Bases 116 to 1132 code for a protein of 338 amino acids. The record is from RefSeq and is a predicted model, not a curated record. Lineage: Eukaryota; Metazoa; Arthropoda; Insecta; Lepidoptera; Nymphalidae.
UUCACGCAGUAACAAAAACAGUCAAAUGACAUUCAUUAAUUUAAAUUAGCUCAAAGUAGUCAUUUGAACAGUGACGUUCAAAUAGGAAGAUAAUCUGUAUUUACAAUUUAUAAAAAUGGAUGACAAAUCGUCGAGGAUAGCGAUAAUUGGAGCCGGCGUCGUGGGUAUGACGGUCGCCAAGAUAUUACAACGAGAUUUAAGAAAUGCAAACAUAUCAAUUCUGGCAGAUGCUUUUACACAGGAUACGGUUAGCUGUGUCGCUGCAGGCAUAUUCAGACCAGGCACGAGUUUUAGGGGUCCUACGAAGGAGGUAACAAAGAAAUGGAUCGAUGAAUCUUGGUAUUUCUGGCAGGAUAUAUUAAAAACUUCUGAAGCUCAAAACGCUGGUCUCAUGACCCUGUCUAGUUAUAUAUUUUCCAAAGAAAAUUAUCAUGUCACGAGAAACCACCUUAUCGAGAAACUAGUGCCCAUUUACAGGCCAGUAGACGAAGAUGAGCUGAAAUUGUGCGGCGAAGGAUGGAAAUAUGGAUCAUAUUUUUCUACAAUAAAAAUUGGUUGCGAGAAAUAUUUGCCUUGGGUUGAAAAAUCGUUUACCGAAAACGGAGGGAAAAUUGUGCGGGAGAGAAUCGAUAACUUCGCAUCACUACGUUCGGAAUUCGAUUUAGUUUUCAAUUGUACCGGUAUGGGUGCUAAGGCAUUAUGUAAUGAUUACGAUUUAGUACCUUUACGAGGACAGGUGAUUAAAGUCAGAGUUCCGUCAUUAAAAAUGGCAUUUUACGGUGACUAUGAUACUUAUGUGAUCCCUGGGUUAGACGGCGUCGCCACAUUGGGGGGCGUGAGACAAUACGACAGUUAUAACCGAGAAGUAUGUAAACAUGACACAGCAGCAAUUUUGGAACGAUGUUAUGAACUUUUGCCGUUUUUAAAAAAGUCUGAAAUUGUAGCUGAAAAAGUUGGGUUAAGGCCACAUAGAGUUCCAGUCAGAGUUGAACCUGAGAUCAUAGACGGUGUAAAGGUGGUCCACUGUUACGGUCACGGGGGCUAUGGUGUAAUGUGUGCUCCGGGUACCGCUUUAGACGCUGUUAAAAUGGGCUGUGAUAUGCUAAAGAGUAAUAUUAGGAGUAAGAUUUAAAAUCAAGUGAAUGGUAAUCCUAUAACAUACUUAUAACUUUUUUAUCCGUUUUAAUGGCUAUAGUGUACGUUAAGCCAUUACACCGUUAUUUCAGUUCUGCAGUGAUAUUUUAAGAACUUUUGUAUCUCAAGCUUGAAAUAUUAUAAAACUGACUUACAGUGAUGCCUUUGAAUAAUUUACAUGUUAUGAUGUUCUCUGACAUCAAUUUGUUUUAAUUGAAUUGUUUAAAUACUUUACAAGAUGUUGUUCUAAUCGAUACAUAAUUAUUAUAAAUUGUUUUUUUUUUGUUAUUGUAACAAUGAUACAUUCUGAUUUAUCUCAAAAUGCUGUAUAAUAUAUCUGAGGUAAUUUUUAGAUUUUUAUAUUACAAAUAAUAAAAAAAUAUUCACUUCGA